GGGCGGGGAGGGGCGGCCGUUAGGCCUGCGCGAGGGCAACCGCCCGACGUCCCCUCAGGGCGGCCCCGCGCGGGGCGCGCGCCCGGAGAGCCAUGGAGCCCAGCGUGGUGUUCCGGGGUGGCAGCCGCUGCUGGGGCAGCGCAGAAGCCGGCGGGAGGCCCACGGACGUGUUCGGCGCCGGAAUGCCGGGCUCAGGCUCGCUCUAUGGCUGCUACAAAUCACAGAAUGAAGAAAAUGUGGAGUUACCUCAGACCUACAGCUCUUCCCUUUCAACAUCAGAGUACUCUGCACCCAUGGACCCUUCCCUCUUGUACCCCCCCUGGUCUACAUGUGCAGAUGACAGCAAGCAGCCCGCCGCUCCUCAGAUUAACCUGAAGCCCAGGAUUCAGCCCGAAAGGAACGAUUAUGGCAGUGAAACAGAUUUAUAUGGACUCGUGUCAAACAUCCUGGAAGAACAAGACAAACCACAGCCGUGCUUUGCUGAGGGGAGUUGCCCUCCCACCCUGAAGUCGGUAUGGCCAGUGAAUGCGAGCAGAAUGGACCACCACGACCUGCUGGCAGAAAGCAGGCGUGCUGCAGCUGUCCCACAGCAGGGCUUCUACAGCAGUGAGUCUGUCCCUGCUGCUGACAAGCAGUUCCUGGCCAGUGCCAGCCUGGUGUCCCAGCAGAAAGCAGACGACUGUUACCGCGGCUUUGCCGGCGUGGAGCUGGAAGAGCAGAGCCUGUACCCUCCCAGGGGUGAGCGUGCCAACAUGCAGAGUAACGAGGGUGUGAAGACAACUCCUGUGUAUCAGAACUACCCCUACCUGAAAAACACCUUUUUACCCCAGGCUGGGUACUCAGAAGCAAUCAAAGACUCAGGAGCUGAUGCUUAUUCUUACGGAAGGGAGAAGAUGUGUCCCAAGGGAGCAGACGCACAGGUGCGCCCAAAGCGGGCAGAAACAUUCCUUCCACAGUGUCACAGAUACAGUGAAAGCACAGAUUAUAGCAGAUACACUGAAUAUUCUCAUCCUGGUAAGGCAAAGCCCAACAAGAGCACCAGUUGUAGCCUCCAAGAAAAUAGAAAGGUGGUAAAUGGAACCCCCGAGGCACCAUCUCUGGAUGCAGAGCCCUAUGCUAAAUUAUUUCAAGUUAAAUCAGGAACUCAGAAAAAAUUCGAAGAUACAAUUUCAGAUCAGCAUGACUUUACAUUUCCCAAGUCUGUAGGACUUGUAUCAGAAAAACAGUUUGCAAACGAACCUUCCUUCAGCACUGAUUUUGGGCAAAAAAUUGAAUAUGGACUAAAGUCUUUUGCAGCUUGUCCAGGGAAUAAUGGUAUGGAAAAGCAGCAGUUUUCCAAGGCCGAUCUUCAGAAUCCUGAAUUCUAUAAAUCACUCUCACUGUUGCCCAAUGCAGCAGUUCCUUCAGCAGGCUCUAGUGCGAGGCCAGCGUGGAUGAACAUCCAAACCAAACCCGCUGCUUCCACCCCCUUCCAGAAUCCAGGUCCUUUGUUGAAGGUGAAUAAUCAGUCACCUGCAUUUCCAAAAAGUUCCAGUCAUUCUAAUGAUGUUUUUCAGUUGCCAUCUUCAAAUUUGCCUUUAAAUUGUAAUUUACUUCACAAGUACUGUCAAGACAACCCAUUUCUCUCUGGCCUCGACUUGGGUUACAGUGCUGCGGAACGAGCUCGGGCAGCUGCAUGUGUGGAAGCCCUGGUUAGGGGUGGAGAAGAGAACAUCAUCGAGUACCUCAGUGAGAAGAAGCUGAAGCAGCCAAAUGGAUUCUGUGACAGUUACUUGGCUCAACAGUUUGGGAUCAUUGACAAUCUGAACAAACAGCGUUUCCAGCUGAAGCCGCAGAGCGAGCACUGCGACCUGGAAGGACAGAACCAGGCAGAUGGGGUGUUGCAGGACAUGUACCAAGAGCUCUUGGAGUCUCAGGGGCAGCUCCAUCUCAGGGCAGGGAGCGGGGACAGCAAUGCCAUCAAUCCUGGCAGCAGCCUGCAGGCUCCAGGCAUUCCCAACUGCGUGGUGGGAGACUUCAGGCGGAACCGGCAGCUGGGUUCCGGCACGUUCCCUGUGAGAUCCGCUCACCUCCUGGGCCGUUCCGUGGUGCCUCUGGUGGAGCCUCACACCUUGUUCUCCCAAGAUGAUCUUAAACGCCUCUACCCCUGUUUCACAGACAAGAUGUACAGUGACAGUGCUCUCUCUGGUUUUGUGUCAGCAUUUGGAUUUCAGAAGCAAGUGAAGAACCGCAGUGGCCCUGCCAGCGAGCUGCACGUGAGGCUGGAGGAGUGCUAUGAGCAGUGGAGAGCUUUGGAGAAGGAAAGGAAGAAGACUGAAUCAGCUCUUGCUAAGAAUUUCCAAGGGAAAAAGGUUUCCAGUACUAACAACAUCCCAAUUCCAAGACUGACAUCAAAUCCAUCAAGAGUCGAUCGCUUAAUUGUGGAUCAGCUACGGGAACAAGCCAGAGUUGUGACCUUACUGGGGAAGAUGGAGCGCCUUCGCAGUUCCCCCCUCCAUGCCAACAUCUCCACUGCUCUGGACAAACACCUGGAGUCCAUCCAUGUGGUGCAGGCACGGAGAAAGGAUGAGAUUGUGAACCCUUCCAACCGGCAGCGGCACGGCCCCCCCCGGUGCCAGGAUGAGAGAGUGGUGCUGGCUCUGGCCGUGGCACUCCGAGCGCUGUGCCAGGCCACGCGCAAGGUCCGGACCGUGCUGUGGUGCGCCUUCCAGAUGACCCUGCCCAAACCCUCCGCUGGAAAACGGGCCCGGGACAGAGUCCCCCAGGAGCUGGCACCGACCGAGGAGAAGCGACUGGAAAGCGCCGCGGGUGCGGCCCCGGCCCCGCGGGGGCUGAGGGAGGUGGGCACAGAGGGAGGAGCCCCCGCGCCCUGCACAGACCUGCUGCGAGGGGUGUACGAGAGAGGGGACGCCAGCGCCUCCUAAUCUCUGAUUCCUUUUGGUUGCUUCAAAGUUUCAACUGCUAAUGUUCGUAUUUAAAGCUGUAUCUUGACAAGAAGUGGGAUUUGCCUUAAGGGCUCUCAGGUUAAGCUGUUAACAGGCAGGGUCAGAUUGUUGGAAAGCCAAACUGGUGAAUGUUAACUUAAAAAAAUAAUCACACUAAUUCAUUAACAGCCAAGAUGUUAUUUAUCUCCUGCGGGUGAACCCUGGUGUCCAACUCUCCCGAUAACUUUUUAGUUUUGCUUUUGGAAAUAAGUUUUUAAAUAAUGGUUCUUAGAGACUGUGGCGUGACGGGGUGUGAGAUUGGUGUCAGAUCACAUUGUAAUGUAUUACAGUUUCCUUAUCGAACUAAAACCUGGAAACAGGAGGAAAAAAGCCUAAGAAUACCCAAUAUUCAUGUCAAAUUAGAUAUUUAAAAUACAAAUAUUUAUGAACUUGAGAUUUUAGAAUCUAUGUUUGGGAAAGGAGAUAUGCACCAGGUUCCACUAAAUUACCAAUUAUUGCUGUGUGAAACCAUGAAUGUAGUGAAUGUGUUCGGAUAUUUGGGCAUGCUCUUGGGAACAAAGGAACCUCUGUUUUAAAGUAUUUAAGCUUAAUCAAACUACGACAGGCACACAGGAUUGUCCUGCAGAGCUGUGCAGCAGCUGCAAUAAUGAGCGUUGUUUUUAAUGAAUUUAAAUUUGGAAGAGGUAGCGCAAAGUUCUGAAACUUGGGUUUUCUUGAAGUUAGUCUUUCACUAGUUUGGUUUGAAAUUUGAUUGUCGGCUUUUAGACUUCUUUGUUCCCCUCUGCCUUUGGGCAGCUCCCAGCACCGGUGUUUCCUGCAGCUCAGUCUGUAGGAACAGGAGUGGCUGAUUCACCGUGUGCUCGAGGAGGAGGAGGAUCCACCCUUGGGACAUGGUGGGGUAAAGUCACUGAGCUGUCCGUGCCUGGACAGCCUGGUACUGCCAGGGCUCUGUUCCUCCUGUGCUGGGAAUGCUGGUGGGCAGAAGGGGUGAUGGCACCAUAUAAAUUGCCACUGGAUGAUGUGACAGAAGCGACUGCAGAAGGCUCAGCAGAAGGUGGGUGAGCGUGUGAUCACUGCAAUGACCAGAAGCGCUGCCGGGGUGAGUGUUUUGGGGCAGAACAAGCACAACUUCACAGCAGUCACUGCACUGGGGUUUGUUCAGUUUAACCCAGGCUGUGUUGAUGUUAAAGCAAAACUGACUGUACUGGCUGGAGUCGUCUGUAGGAAAUAAAUUCACUUUUGCUGAA
Messenger RNA from Corapipo altera (White-ruffed manakin), 4192 nucleotides. It is a transcript of the gene MEIOC, whose product is annotated as meiosis specific with coiled-coil domain. The transcript is spliced from 8 exons. Bases 93 to 2924 code for a protein of 943 amino acids. The record is from RefSeq and is a predicted model, not a curated record. Gene Ontology annotation, biological process: female meiosis I; meiotic cell cycle; male meiosis I. Lineage: Eukaryota; Metazoa; Chordata; Aves; Passeriformes; Pipridae. Gene Ontology annotation, cellular component: cytoplasm; nucleus.